Messenger RNA from Aphidius gifuensis, 1862 nucleotides. RefSeq names its product probable cytochrome P450 6a14. The record is from RefSeq and is a predicted model, not a curated record. Gene Ontology annotation, molecular function: iron ion binding; monooxygenase activity; oxidoreductase activity, acting on paired donors, with incorporation or reduction of molecular oxygen. The transcript is spliced from 7 exons. NCBI's taxonomy places the organism in Eukaryota, Metazoa, Arthropoda, Insecta, Hymenoptera, Braconidae. Bases 141 to 1694 code for a protein of 517 amino acids.
GACACCAACAGUCUUGUGUAGUAAUUUGUUGAAUAAUGCCCAACAAAAUCUAGCAAAUAUUUUUAUAAAAAAAUUUCAACAAAUUAAUUUGAUAAAUAAUUUAAAAGAGUGUUGAAUUUUUUCAUUUUUAUAUUGGUAAAAUGACGGGGUUAUUGACAAGUUGGUUUUUCAUAAAAUUUAUAAUUUCUAUUGGAAUUGGUAUUGCUGGUAUUUAUAUGUAUUUUAAAAAAAUUUUAUAUUUAUACUGGGAAAAAAGAGGUGUUUCUUAUGUAGAGCCUACGGUACCAUUUGGAAAUCUUACUCAACAUUUAAUCGGAAAAAUAUCAGUUGGUGAAUUAUAUGAAAAUACAUAUGAAAAAUAUAAAAAAUAUCGUUACUUUGGAAUGUACACAUUUCACAAACCAUCACUUGUUAUUAAUGAUCCAGAUUUAAUACGCAUUGUAAUGACAAAAAAUUUUCAAAAUUUUCAUGAUCGUGGUAUGUAUUGUAAUGAAAAAAUUGAUCCAUUAUCUGGACAUUUAUUUUCGCUACCUGGUAGUAAAUGGAAAAAUUUACGUGUUAAAUUAACACCAACAUUUACAUCAGGAAAAAUGAAACAAAUGUUUGGUACUAUUUGUCAAUCUACUGAUCGUUUAAUUGAUUAUGUUAAAAAAUAUUCUGAUAAUCAUCAAGUUGUUGAAAUGAAAGACAUAACAGCAAGAUUAACAACUGAUGUUAUUUCAUCAAUUGUUUUUGGUCUUGAAAGUAAUUGUCUUGAUAAUCCAAAUAGUGAUUUUCGUAUUUGGGGAAAAAAAACAUUUGAGCCAAAUUUAAUUAAAAAUUCAUUGGCAUUUUUUGGUCCUCAAAUAUUGAAUAUUUUAAAAAUUCCAUUUACUGAUCCUGGUGUAUCGAAAUUUUUCACAAAAGCAUUUGAAGAUUCUUAUAAUUAUCGUGUUGAAAAUAACAUUCAAAGAUCAGAUUUUAUGAAUCUUUUGAUGCAGCUAAUUAAUAAAGGACAUCUUGAUGAUGACAACAACAAAAAUUUUCAUAUUUCUGAAUCAACUGAUGGAAAAAUUACAAUGAAUGAUGCAAUUGCCCAGGCAUUUGUGUUUUUUUUAGCUGGCUAUGAAACAACAUCAACAACUAUAAUACUAACUCUCUAUGAAUUAUCACGAGAUUGUAAUAAACAUCUACAAGAAAAGCUACGUUAUGAUAUUGAUAAUAUUUUAAAUAAACAUAAUGGUAAAUUAACAUAUGAAGCAAUCCAAGAAAUGACAUAUCUUCAUAAAGUUACAAGUGAAACACUGAGAAAAUAUCCACCAGUACCAAUAUUAAAUCGUGUCUGUACAAAGGAUAUUGAUUUACCAGAAACUGAUUUAAAAAUAUCAAAAGGUCUUGAUAUUGUUAUUCCAGUUAUUGGUCUUCAUCAUGAUCCAGAUAUUUAUCCAGAUCCAGAAGCAUUUGAUCCAGAAAGAUUUAAUGAAGCCAACACAGCUUCUAGACAUCCCUAUACUUAUUUGCCUUUUGGAGAAGGACCACGUUCAUGCAUUGGUAUAAGAUUUGGUCUUAUUCAAGCAAAAAUUGUACUAACAAGUCUUCUUGUAAAAUAUAAAUUUUCAUUUGGUCCAAAUACACCGUAUCCACUUGAAAUUGAUCCUGGUGUUAUACUUUUAACAACAAAAACUGGAGUUGAUUUAAAAAUUGAGCCACGUUAAUGAAAAAUAUAUAAAAAUUAAAUUUAAACAUUUUUAAAAACAAUAUUUUUAUUUUUCUAUAUGAAAAAUAAUAUUUGUCAAUUAAUAAAUGACUUAAAAAAGUCUGUAAAAAAUAUAUUUAUGUUGUAAAAAUUACAUAUUUCAAUAAAAAAUAAAAUUUAAUAAUAA